UAGAUUUUGUUUUAUAAUUUGCGGAUUGCAGUAACCUGUGGUGUAUCAUGAACAAUGGUGGGGUGUUUCAUAACCUUGUCGACGUACUCGUUAUACCUUUAAUAGACAGUAUGACUGAAAUUAUCUAUAGUUGCAAGUCAGGGACGUUAUAACGAAUUUAAAAAUAAUUUUAGAUCCAAUUGAGAAAUUUUUAAAUAUAUUAGUAGUACUGUUUUAUAAGUAAUCCAAGGAAUGGCGUUAGUACGUAAAUUUCAUCAACUGUCAAAGUCAAUUUUAAUUUUAAAUUCAACGUCCGUAAAAUCUGUAAAAAAUAUUCCAGUAGCUUCAUUCGUACGAACAUCGUCAACGUCUCAACCGCUUUCAGAAAAACAAGAAGUAAAUAUAACAUUCGUUAGAGCUAGCGGUGAAAGGAUAAAAGCGAAAGGCAAAGUGGGAGAUACGAUUUUGGAUAUAGUCGUAAAUAACGAAGUUGAUUUGGAUGGUUAUGGUGCUUGCGAAGGAACACUAACUUGUAGUACUUGUCAUUUAAUUUUUCCUAAGGAAGUGUAUGAUAGUCUACCUGAUAAACCUACAGACGAAGAAUUAGAUAUGCUUGACCUAGCAUAUGACUUAACCGAUACAUCCAGAUUAGGGUGUCAGAUAGUCAUGACAAAAGAAUUAGAUGGCAUUGAAGUGAAGGUUCCAACCACGAUCAAUGAUGCACGAGCCUGAUGUGGUUGAUUCGUAGUUCCAUUGUGUCCAUAUGAAGUAAAUCAAUAGAAACGCCAAUAAUACCAAAUGUGGAUGCUCUUUAUAGAUAGUAAAACUAUAUAUAUAUAUAUAUAUAUCCUUCAUACUACAUUGAUACAAAUUAAUUUGAGCACAAAUGUAAUAUUAUGUAUAUACUGGUAAAAAAAGAUUUAUAUAAUCUUUCGUAAAAUCUAUAAAUAUUUUAUACAUAGCUAAAAAUAAUUAAAAAAAAAGGGAAAAAAAAAUGAAGAGAAAAGAAACAAAUAUUUUAUGAUAGUUUUUUAAUCGGUUUGAAUUCACUCCAGUGUGGAUUCAUUUUAAUAAAAUCUUCUAUUUUAACAAAAUAUUUAUCAUAUAAUAAUGAAAAGUGCAAUAGUUUUUAUAUUACAAUAAAUGUGUAAUAUUUAUUAAAUGUUUUACGUUGAAUUAAUUAAUUUUGUUCAUAUAUAUAUAUACAUUAGUUACUGUUAGUAAAUAUAGUAAAAAAUUGUAUAGCAAAAAAUGUAUAUUGUUUUAUGGGUAUCUUUCUUAUGUGAUUGAUAAUAAUUUCUCACUGUAUUCAUGUUAAUUAAACAAUUAUUCCAAUUAUGUAAUGAAAAAAAAAUAGUUUCAAAGAUUUUAAUUAAGUUUGUCAUAUAUGUGCCCAAAGUGCCAUUGCUAAAUAAGUAAUCAAAAUGAUCUUGUUAAAUGAUAUUUUUAUACAUAUCCUGAAAUAAAAUAAAUUAAUAACGUUAUUAAAACAGAUUGAAAAGAAAAAAACCAUGAUAAUGAUGUUAUAUUCUAAUAAAUAAUUAGAAAAAAAAAGAUCAUACGUGAAUUAAUAAUACCUAUAAAUCCAAAGUAGAUAAGAGAAAAUAAAAAAGAAUUAUUUCUAUCUUAGAUUUAUACUUUAUUAAUAUUCUAGUUAAAAUAUUUUCAACUAAUUGUUUCACUUGACAUGCUCAGAAUAAUUUAUUUCUCUUUAGAAAGGUACAUAACCAAAUAUAUCCACGAUAUCGAUAUUAUUACAUCGGUAGUAGUACAUAAAGCUAAAACACUUUUGUACUAUUGAAUAUUACAUGUGGACCCAACGAAUAAUUUACUUGUGCAUUAUCGCACACUAUAUGUAAAUGAAUUAUUGCUACACUACUUACAAACAUGGUAAAAAUUAGACAUUAUAUUAAUGUAUAUAAUUUA
Messenger RNA from Vespula vulgaris, 1905 nucleotides. It is a transcript of the gene Fdx2, whose product is annotated as adrenodoxin-like protein 2, mitochondrial. Gene Ontology annotation, biological process: positive regulation of oxidoreductase activity; P450-containing electron transport chain. Gene Ontology annotation, cellular component: mitochondrion. The record is from RefSeq and is a predicted model, not a curated record. The coding region runs from base 232 to 711 and encodes 159 amino acids. NCBI's taxonomy places the organism in Eukaryota, Metazoa, Arthropoda, Insecta, Hymenoptera, Vespidae. The transcript has 4 exons. Gene Ontology annotation, molecular function: 2 iron, 2 sulfur cluster binding.